This is a messenger RNA of Cucurbita moschata (crookneck pumpkin), 944 nucleotides long. RefSeq names its product protein TonB-like. Bases 75 to 908 code for a protein of 277 amino acids. NCBI's taxonomy places the organism in Eukaryota, Viridiplantae, Streptophyta, Magnoliopsida, Cucurbitales, Cucurbitaceae. The transcript is spliced from 2 exons. The record is from RefSeq and is a predicted model, not a curated record.
AGAAAUCGUCAUCAAGAGAAGUUAGAGCAAAGAGAAAUUAGAAUUACCGGAAAGGAAAAUCGAACGCAACGCCGAUGGAUUCUUCGUCCAAAAACUUUCAAGAUAUUGAGCCUCAAAUCAAUUGGCAACAUUAUCCCGAGUCUCACGUUCUUACCGUCACCCUCAAAGAUUUCACAAGGAACGAUCUGAAAGUUCAGGUGACAUCCACCGGAAAGUUGAGGAUCACCGGCGAACGGAGGCUCACCAGCGGCAAGGGGCUCCGAUUCCUCAAGGAAAUCGUUAUCCCAGCAGAUGCCGAUUCAAGCAAGAUCUCUGCCAAGUUGGAGAAAGGCAUCCUCUACGUGACGCAGCCCAGAAAAACCUCCGCCGUCUCUUCCAACAACCCACCGGCUCAGCCACCGAAGCCCAAGGCGGAAUCCCAACCGCCGCCCACCGCCGCAAAACCAACUGAUCGACCAAAUACCCCAAAGAGCCAAAACGAGAGACCUCAAUCACAGGCAAAUGGGAAACAAAGAGCCACUCCUUUAAAGCCACAUGAAGCCGCCGAAGCGCCAGCGAGUACCCAAAAAUCCGGCGAGAAGCCCACCGCGGGAGGCGGAGAGCCGGUUGAAGAUUCAGCUGCGAAGGACAGAACAGAGGAAGAAACAGAGGAGAAGGCAAAAGCACAUACAAAGAAGAAAUUGCAGAAGAGAGUAGAAGGGGAAGGAACGGGGAAGGAAGAAAUUGGGUCAAAAAUGGGGGAGAAGGGGAAGGAAGGGGGCGGCCAUGGUAGGGGGGAGAAGGAAGGUGGAGUUGCAGAAGGGAGUGAAUGGGUGAGAAGAGGAGAAUGGUUGAGGACAAAUAUGGUGAAUUUGGCUCUUGGGGCUGCUGUGUUUGUGGUUGCUUAUUUCAAUCUUUACAAAGAAUGAUAAUAUGGAGGAAGGGUGAUGGAGAAGAAGAAGAAG